AUGGAGAUCUUGGCGUUCCGGAACUUAUUGACACCUGAGAAUUGGGGUGUCUACACUAGGCCUCAUUUGUUCUUUAAACGACCAACUCUCGACCUCGACUACGCCCUCCCCCUCGUCGACACCCCAAUUCCACCAACCAGGAACGCAAAAAUGGCCGCUGUCCAGGGUGCUAUCUCCAAGCGCAGAAAGUUCGUCGCUGACGGUGUUUUCUACGCCGAGCUGAACGAGUUCUUCCAGCGCGAGCUCGCUGAGGAGGGUUACUCCGGUGUCGAAGUCCGUGUCACUCCCACCGUGACCGACAUCAUCAUCCGUGCCACCCACACCCAGGAGGUUCUCGGUGAGCAGGGUCGCCGCAUUCGCGAGCUCACUUCCCUCAUCCAGAAGCGUUUCAAGUUCCCCGAGAACUCCGUCUCCCUCUAUGCCGCUAAGGUCCAGAACCGCGGUCUCUCCGCUGUCGCUCAGUGCGAGUCCCUCCGCUACAAGCUGCUGAACGGUCUUGCCGUCCGCCGUGCCUGUUACGGUGUCCUCCGCUUCAUCAUGGAGAGCGGUGCUAAGGGUUGCGAGGUUGUUGUGUCCGGAAAGCUCCGUGCUGCCCGUGCUAAGUCCAUGAAGUUCACUGACGGUUUCAUGAUCCACUCCGGUCAGCCCGCCAAGGAGUUCAUCGACUCCGCCACUCGUCACGUUCUCCUCCGCCAGGGUGUUCUCGGUAUCAAGGUCAAGAUCAUGCGCGGUUCCGACCCCGAGGGCAAGUCCGGCCCCCAGAAGACCCUCCCCGACUCUGUCACUAUCAUCGAGCCCAAGGAGGAGCAGCCCGUUCUCCAGCCCAUGAGCCAGGACUACGGUGCCAAGGCCCUUGCUGCCCAGCAGCUCGCCGAGCAGCAGCGUCUGGCCGAGCAGCAGGCCGCCGAGGCCGAGGGUGGUGCGGAGGCUUACGCUCAGGAGUAA
This is a messenger RNA of Penicillium malachiteum, 945 nucleotides long. Its product is annotated as 40S ribosomal uS3 domain-containing protein. The transcript is spliced from 4 exons. Gene Ontology annotation, molecular function: RNA binding; structural constituent of ribosome. The record is from RefSeq and is a predicted model, not a curated record. The coding region runs from base 1 to 945 and encodes 314 amino acids. NCBI's taxonomy places the organism in Eukaryota, Fungi, Ascomycota, Eurotiomycetes, Eurotiales, Aspergillaceae. Gene Ontology annotation, biological process: translation. Gene Ontology annotation, cellular component: cytosolic small ribosomal subunit; nucleus.